AUGAAGGCCUCUUUAAUUCUUCCAGCCUGCCUUGCGGCUGGUACUUAUGCCCGUUCAAUUCAGGGACCAGGUCAAGUCCCGCUCCAGAGCAAUGAGCGCUUCCUUGUUGAGCUUUCACCAGGCAAUACGAGAUGGAUUACAGAGGACGAGAAGUGGGAGUUGCGCAAGGCCGGACAGAACUUCUUCGACAUCACAAACCAUCGCGACUUCAACGAUGCCUCCUCAACUAUGGCUAAAGUCAAGUUUCCGUCCAAGACUGCAUACAACGACACCAUCUCGCCCAUGAUAAAGAAGCUAGAGAAGGACAACAUGCGUAAGCACCUGGAGAAAUUCACCUCCUUCCAUACUAGGUACUACAAGUCUACCUACGGCGCACAGUCUUCAUCAUGGCUGCUGGAGUCUGUAACUCAAACCCUCAAAGACGCAGGCGCGCUGGACCACAACAUCACGGCCGUACACUUUCCGCACCCGUGGGGGCAGAACUCUUUGAUAGUGACUAUCCCCGGCAAGAGCGAGAAGACAGUCGUCAUUGGCGCUCAUCAGGACUCCAUCAACCUUUUCCUGCCCUCGCUCCUUGCCGCUCCUGGGGCUGACGACGAUGGCUCCGGCACCGUCACCAUCUGGGAAGCUCUUCGUGUUCUCCUUACCGACAAAGACAUCCUUGCUGGCAAAGCCGAAAAUACACUCGAGUUCCAGUGGUACUCAGCCGAGGAAGGCGGCCUCCUCGGCUCCCAAGCUAUCUUCCAGUCCUACCAGAAAGAGGGCCGUGAUGUGAAGGCCAUGCUACAGCAAGAUAUGACGGGCUACGUCCAGAAGACUAUCGACGCCGGCGAGCCCGAGUCUGUCGGUGUCAUCACCGACUUUGUGGACCCUGGGCUCACAGAGUUCAUUAAAGAGGUUAUCACAGAUUACUGCGAUAUUCCAUUUGUGCUGACGAAGUGUGGAUAUGCAUGCAGCGAUCAUGCGAGUGCGAGCAAAGCGGGAUAUCCAAGUGCUUUCGUGAUUGAAAGUGAUUUCAAGUAUUCGGAUAACAAGAUCCACACUACAGAGGACAAAAUUGAGUACCUUUCGUUUGACCAUAUGCUACAGCAUGCGAAGCUAACUCUGGCAUUGGCUUACGAGCUGGCUUAUGCGAAGUUUGAGUAG
This is a messenger RNA of Pseudovirgaria hyperparasitica, 1146 nucleotides long. RefSeq names its product Zn-dependent exopeptidase. The transcript is spliced from 2 exons. Gene Ontology annotation, molecular function: metalloexopeptidase activity. Lineage: Eukaryota; Fungi; Ascomycota; Dothideomycetes; Acrospermales; Acrospermaceae. The record is from RefSeq and is a predicted model, not a curated record. Gene Ontology annotation, biological process: proteolysis. The coding region runs from base 1 to 1146 and encodes 381 amino acids.